Molecule: messenger RNA, 2699 nt
Organism: Annulohypoxylon maeteangense
Lineage: Eukaryota; Fungi; Ascomycota; Sordariomycetes; Xylariales; Hypoxylaceae
Exons: 2
Coding region: 441-2342 (633 amino acids)
Biological process (GO): monoatomic ion transport; transmembrane transport
Cellular component (GO): membrane
Molecular function (GO): monoatomic ion channel activity
Source: RefSeq, a predicted model, not a curated record
GGUUGGAUUCACAUGAAAGGUAAGAUCUUAACUAAUAACUGCAUAUUUUGCUUAUAUCAAGAACAAAAUAUUCCGGUAUCGAGGUUUUAGCUUUUACGAGAUGUCAAUGUUUCACAGUUCCCCCCCACUGUAAACGUCAUGUUGCUUUUGAGUUUCCAAUUCUCCAACCAGAUCGCAUCGCGAAUUUGCGAAAUCAAGGAAAUCGCAUACCGGUACAUCCUCUAACGCCAAUUGACCCUUCCUUUCUCGUCUUUGUCCAUCACAACCUCGAUUCGAAACCCACCUAGGUACGAUUGCCCUCUUCAGAUUCUCUGCGAGUUUACAACUUCUUUACAAUCGAUGCAAUCGAUGCCAUCGACAUAUACUUCCUCCGAAAUUGGCGUUGGUUGUUGCGAGAACAAUACUUUUAAAUCCAUCGUCAUUUCUUUUUCUGAAUAAGUAUGGGAAGGUUCAAUUGGAGGAAGCUUCUAGGAUGGGAUCGUCACCCUUCGCAAAAUCAUCACGACUGGUCUGUCCAUGAAUCUCGCCGUAGACUCCUCCCUACUCAUCGUGAAGACUCGAUCGAGUCCGCCAUUCCUCCCCCCGAAGUUACCAAGAUUGCCCUCCGUCUACGAUACCUCAUCGAGCAAUGCGUGCCAUGCGAACUAGAAGAAGAGCGCGUUACCCAGUCUCACAGUAGAGUAAUCACUCCCAAAGUUGUUAAGGCUGCGAAAGAAGCCGGCGGUCUAGAGAAUCGUUCGUGUGUGGUUUUCUGUCUGCUGAUAGUCAAUCGUUGGUUUAAACACCAAGCUUUAGUCGAGCUCUGGGAUGCUCAGCUACAUCAAGUCCGCGCGGUCGCCUGUGAGGUCAUUGCGAAGCAGAUCAUAGAGGCUGAAGAUGAUAUACCGUAUCUGCUACAGUCCGUCUUGCUUAAGCGCUAUUCGAUCGUUGUCGACGGCGAGGCCACGCCACCUGUCAAUGUCAUCGAGAAGGCUGUCGACUUACACGCUCUACGUGUGAUAGGCUCUUCCGGUUAUCAGAAAUGCAUCAACUAUCUUUGGAAAGGAUGGCUUGUGCAGGACGAGAACGACCCUUCGAGCUUCGUCGAUUACAAGGAUCGUGAUAAUACUCUUUUCCUCCCACACCUUGAUCCCGACCGAAUGCGAGCCCCCAUGUACCAGAAUGCCUUCCAACUGAUCACGUCCAUCGUCUACCUCGCUCUAUACACUGGCGCUAUUAACACCAUUAACCCUGGUGGUGACCUUGACUUUGUCGAGAUUCUUCUCUACAUUUUCACCUUCGGUUUUAUAUUCGACGAGCUCACCAAGCUGUAUAAAGCCGGUUACCAUAUUCUUAGUUUCUGGAACGCAUUCAAUAAUGCCCUAUACUCUCUUCUAAUGGUGUCGCUUGCUAUGCGCCUAGUCGCAUUCUCUCAUUCGUCGGAUGGUGAUUCCCGUCAGAAGUUCAACCAACUAUCGUACAACUUUCUCGCAUUUACAGCGCCCAUGUUCUGGGCUCGCUUGCUACUCUACCUGGACUCCUUUCGCUUCUUCGGCGCAAUGCUUGUUGUGGUCAAGGUGAUGAUGAAAGAGAGCAUCAUAUUCUUUGCCUUGUUGGUCGUCGUUAUAAUCGGCUUUCUCCAGGCGUUCAUAGGGAUGGACUACGCGGACGAUAUGGCUGGAGAGGACACGCUUUUUAUCCUUCAAGCCAUGGCUAAUGCCAUUAUGCAGAGUCCCGAUUUCAGCGGAUUUGAGCGCUUUAGUCCGCCAUUUGGAAUCAUCCUCUACUAUCUCUUCACCUUUGUUGUCAUGGUGAUUCUCUUAAACGUGCUCAUCGCACUUUACAAUAGCGCCUACGGAGAUAUCUACGACAAUGCUGACGAUGAGUUCCUUGCGCUAUUCUCCCAAAAGACCAUGCAGUUUGUGCGAGCUCCCGAUGAGAACGUUUUUAUUGCACCAUUCAACCUAGUCGAAAUUUUUCUUUUGGUCAUCCCCUUCGAAUGGUGGAUGGCUAAGAAACAGUAUGAGCGCCUCAAUGAUAUUGUGAUGGGUAUCAUCUACUCGCCACUGCUUUUCUGUUCUGCUUUGUUUGAAGUUAGGAUGGCUAGGGAAAUUCGACGUAACAGGAUAAGGGGCGAAGAAGACGACGAUACCGAAGAAGAAUGGGAACAGAUGGCGGGUAAUGUCGACUUCGAAGGCGAAGGUUGGUCGAAAAAGGUCGCCGAGAGUAAAGCCAACAUCGAGGACGAUCCAGCCGUAAUCGAGGUCAAGAAAUUGAGAGAUGAAGUAGAGCAACUCAAAGCACUGAUUGAGAAUCUCACCAAGAGUUUCAACGCCAAGACAGAAAGUGAGAGUCUACUUUGAAAUGGAGUGAGGUUAGACAUCGUCGACAAAGGGGUUUUAUCUUUUAACCUCCUUUGAAUAAUCACAUUCAUUAGGGAUUAGAGUCUUGCAUCAGCAUAUACUUGGCCCUUGGGUCGUAUCGGAGUUAUGGUUGGACGAAGGGACGAACGCAUAUGCGUGCGUACCUGGUACCUUGUAUGGCAUGGUGAGUGGCUUGGCUGCGUUUGCAUAACAUCAGAUUUCAUAGUAAAUGAAGCAUGUCAAAAACAAAACUAGCAUUUUGAUGGUAUCAGGUUCAACGACCUCAACUCGAGGUGCGCUUUUCAGAGCACUUCUUUGUAUAUGUGGCUUCUUGCUAUCAACUCCUACACAAAAGAA